Molecule: messenger RNA, 1188 nt
Organism: Entamoeba histolytica HM-1:IMSS
Lineage: Eukaryota; Evosea; Mastigamoebida; Endamoebidae
Product: protein phosphatase, putative
Exons: 2
Coding region: 1-1188 (395 amino acids)
Cellular component (GO): cytoplasm; nucleus
Molecular function (GO): protein serine/threonine phosphatase activity
Source: RefSeq, a predicted model, not a curated record
AUGGCACAACGAGGUAAAUUAAUGGUUCCUAUCACAUCAUUUAUCCCUGAUAUUGACCAAUUAAUUGUGGAUAUAUUCAAUUCAAGAUAUAAUAAACCAAGUAUAAUUCCAGCAACUACAAUAUAUUAUUUGUGUCAACAGAUUAGAACAAUAUUGUUAAGUAGUUGUUCACACUUAUUACUAGAAGGACCGAUAAUAGUAGUUGGGGAUAUUCAUGGACAGUUAUAUGACUUACUCAGAAUAUUCCUUCGAGAAGGAUAUCCUGGUGAAAUAAAUUAUUUAUUUCUUGGAGACUAUGUUGAUAGAGGAAAAUAUGGAGUUGAAGUGUUAUGUUUAUUGUAUGCAUUAAAGAUAAAAUAUCCAGAUAAUAUUCAUUUUAUUAGAGGGAAUCAUGAAUGUGCUUAUAUGAAUCGGUUAUUUGGAUUUCAAAAUGAGUGCUUAAUAAAAUAUGGAGACUUGUUGGUUUGGAAUGCAUUUGUUUCUACAUUUAAUGUUUAUCCAUUUUCUGCCGUUAUUAACAAGAAAAUGUUAUGUGUACAUGGUGGGUUAUCACCAUAUCUUCAAAGAAUUGAUCAAUUAAAACGAAUUAGUAGACCAACUGAUAUUCCAUGGGAUGGAAUGUUAUGUGAUUUAGUUUGGAGUGAUUUUAAUAGUACAACUUCAGGAUUUGUUGAGAAUGUUAAACGAGGAAUAUCAGUUGUAUUUGGUAAGAAAACAUUAGAAACUUUUCUUGAAGAGAAUAAUUUGACAACACUAAUUCGAGGACAUUCAUUUGUCAAUGGAAUUGACAUCAAAAUGCCGUGUAUUUCUAUAUUUUCUGCAUCAUUUUAUCAAGGAAAAUUCAUGAAUAGUUGUGGAGUAUUAAAAAUUGAUGAAAAGAGUUUAAUUGACAUUCACCUCUUCAAUGACAUUACUCAUAAAGAAAUCACAAAAAAACUAAAAAAAGAUAAGAAAGAAAAAUUAAAACGCAAGUCAUUAAAACUUAAUCUUCCGAAUAAUACUACUGAAACAGUUGUUAUAAAACAAACAAGUGAAGUCCAAUCCUCAGCUACUUCUCAAAGCGAAAACUCAGCACUAAAAUCAAAUAAAAAUAGAAAUAAGAAAAUAGUUGUUGUGAGGAAUUAUGAACUAAGUAAACUAGAUGAAUCAACUGACUCAAAUGAUACUUCUAGUCAGCACAAUUUUUAA